UCUGAGGCUGGCAGAGCAAGACCCAGAUAUGGUGUAGUAUAACAGGAAAGAAACAAGAAACCUAUACAGCAUGGAGGGAGGCCUGUGUUGAAGUUAGAGGAGUAUCCGACUAAGCAGUCACUGUGGAUUGUGGGAAGUGGAGGCGGAGUGCGACAUGCAGAAUGAGGCCCCGGGCCCGGCAGCCGCCAGUGCCAGCAGCAUCAGUACGACUCCCAGUGUCACCACUAGCCUGGUCACUACUAGCAGCACUGGGAGGCCAACCCUGCCCCACAUCUCUGUCUACGCUGGGAUCCCAGGUAGACAGACUGCUCAGGUGAUCCAACAGGCGCUCCACAGACAACCCAGCACGGCAGCCCAGUACCUGCAGCAGAUGUAUGCAGCCCAGCAGCAGCACCUCAUGCUUCAGACAGCAGCCCUCCAACAGCAGCAGCAACUGAGCAACACUCAGCUCCAGAGGCUAGCCGGUGUGCAACAGGUCCAUGCUACCAUAGUGGCAGGAAGACAGAGCUCCAACCAGAUUUGGACCUCCUCUCACCAGACAUGUUCCACACAGACCACUGUAAACCCGACCACGCCUCCAGCAGCGGCCCAGAUAAUCAGCAGAGUCCAGAGUGUUAGCUCCACUCCCACCUGUAUCCCCCAGCAAGCUGUGCUCCUAGGCAACGCCUCCAGCCUCGUCCUCACCGCUAGCCAAGCUCAGAUGUAUCUGCGGGCUCAGAUGCUCAUCUUCACCCCAACUGCAGCUGUUGCCACUGUCCAAUCAGCAGCCUCAUCACAGUCUGCCACCAACCAACAAUCUGCUAGUGCACAGGUGCAGAACCUUGCCAUCUGUAGUCAGCAGGGGGCCCACUCCUCCUCUCAGCUCCAGGGCCUUCAUCUCAAACAGAUGUCUGGAGGGGCCCAAGUCUCCCUGGCUGGUCAGCUCAGGGGUCCAACCCAGGGGCCGCAGGGAGCACAACUGGGGUCCCUGGCGGCCCCAUCAGAGGGGGGGCAGAAAGGUGAGGGCCACUUGGUGACCAUGAGCCACAGUGUGAUGGCCGUCAGCAGUCACCCCCUCAUCAGCCCAGGUAGACCACACUCAAAGCGCCCUGUUCAAGCGUACGCACAAAUCCAGACGCACCAGUUUCUGCAGCAGCAAAAACAGCAGCAGUUUGUGUUCCAGCAGCAGCGACACCAGACCCAGCAGCUUUCUCUGAGGGGCCAGGCCCCAGUGCUACACACAGCCUCCAUCCACAGUCACUCUCAGGCCCAGAUGCUACAGUCCCUGGCUAUCCAGCCCCCGCCCAAGGAGGGCCCUGUCCCUGUACUGCCCAAACCAUUUGUCUCUGCGAAUGUUCCUAGCCAGCAGGCCACCAUCUUUCACUCCACCGUCAGUCCCCAGAUUCUUACCCACAACAGGCCAUCCCCUGUGGUCACCCAGACCCAGACUGCUCCGCUGCCCAACACCAAGUUAGUGCAGAUGGCUGCAGUCGACCUCCAGAUCCAGCCAACUGCUCUUACACCAGCCUCUCAGCUGGUUCAGGAUAGUGCUGGCAAGGAGCUGCCCACGUCUGAGGUAGUCACGGAGAACAGCUCCACUCCCCUCAUACAGCAGCCAACAGCCCCUCCUAUUCUUGAGGUCAUCACUAUUGAGCAAUGCCCAUCGGAUCCCAGCAACCCCACCACACCCACUGGAGCAGGUAAGGGAGACGCUGAGUGGCUGAAUGCGCAACCAGGUGCAGGCUCACUUCCAGUCAUGACCUCAGGGAAUGGGAACAAUGCGCCCAUGGUGACAGGCAGUACCCCACAGAAUGGCGAGAGCAAACUGCCUCAAGCCAUAGUGAAACCCCAGAUCCUCACUCACUUUAUUGAGGGAUUUGUGAUCCAGGAGGGAGCAGAGCCUUUCCCUGUGGAACGCCCGUUGUCGCUGCUGAUCGAGAACCUGAAGAAACACAAACAGCAGACGCACUCUGACUCCGAGAAGACGACGACCUCCUCCAACAGCACCACUGACUCUGAGAUGGAGGACCUAUCACAGCAAGAGCUGAAGCAGCAAGAGGAGCCCACCCUGACGUGUGAGCUGUGUGGCAGAGUGGACUUUGCCUACAACUUCAAGAGAUCCAAGAGGUUCUGCUCCACAGUGUGUGCCAAACGGUACAAUGUGGGUUGUACAAAGCGAAUGGGCCUCUUUCCAAAUCGACAAACCACGAUGGAGAAACUGAAGAAGCAGAGAACAUCCAAUGGGAACCACCAGACCUCCGGCUCCGAGACCAAAAAACAGACUCCCAUUACUGGGCAACAACCUGGGGGUGGAUCGGUGACGUCCAGCCACCCCUCUCACCCUGGUCACAGGGAGUUCAGCCAGUGUUUAGACAUGUCCAGCUACGAGGGUCCCCCUUCACCCCCACUGUCUGCUGCCAGCUCUAGUGCUCCCAGGUCCCAGGCGGGCAGAGGGGCAGAGCACAUGGAGGGCUGUGGACAAGAGCUGCCCCUCCUCUCCCAGCACUUCCAGCCCAGAGACCCGGCCAAGUGGAACGUGGAGGAGGUCUACGAGUUCAUCUGCUCCCUGCCAGGUUGCCUGGCGAUAGCCGAGGAGUUCCGCUCGCAGGAGAUCGACGGCCAGUCCUUGCUGCUGCUGAAAGAGGACCACCUCAUGGGCACCAUGAACAUCAAACUGGGGCCUGCGCUCAAGCUCUUUGCCGAGAUCAGUAUGCUGAGAGACUCGUAACCCCUCCUCUCUGGAGCCACUCCACACUGCCGGAAAGUGUCCAGAACACCGUAUUUAUAUGGCACUCUGACCAUGCUCAGGCCUACCGCUGUGGCAGGUUGGUCCCACGGGGGUGGAGGAUGGACGAAGGGUGUCUCUGUUUCAUAGAAGCUGAUGGUCCAUAGCAUAUUGACAACGCUAUCUGAGUUUAGAGCUUUGCCUCUUUGGACUCUCCUAUGCAAUGCAGGAACCGUUAGCUACUGAAUGAGUUGUACUGUGGAUGUUGUACUGUGCACAAGGAACUUAUCCAGCUAGACUCAAAUGGACAAGGUGGUACUUAAGUUCAUAAAUGCCGUUACUAGUAGUUAGAGAUUCUCUGGUACAUCUGUAUACUUUUAGCCAGUAAUUCUGAAAGUAGCGCUCACGAGCCAAAAGUGGUCACUGAAAAUUGCGUACUACGUAACAUAUGUGCCGAUAUGUGCAUUGCUCUCUCGCUCUGCUGUGUGUGUCUUGCUAGCUGUCACUCAAAUAGUGAGGGGCUGAAGCACAUUGGUUGGAACUCGAAUUGUUAGGGCGCUGGCCCACAUGGGGAAAAAUGUAGGGAAAAUGGCACCGCACAGCUUCCAGUUAACAGCCUCUUUCAAACUAGGAUUUUGUGGCUAAUUGAGGUAAAGUAAUUCUGCUCAUAGAUUAUGCAUGUAUGAACUACACAUGUCACAUGCACCAAAUACAACAGGUGUAGACUUUACAGUGAAAUGCUUACUUACGAGCCCAUUCCCUACAAUGCAGAGUUAAAAUAUGAGGCAUAUAUUUGCUAAAUUAAAAGGAAAUGCACAUCCAACCUGAAGUGGGAGGUUUAAAAAUAUAUGAACUCAGCAUAAAAAAAACGUAUUCUCACUGUCAACUGCUUUUAUUUUCAACAAACUUAACAUGUUGAAUCUUAUGUUCAUACAAAUAUGUACAACUGAUACAAACUGAACAAGUUCCACAGACAUGUGACUAACAAAAAUGUAAUAACGUGUCCCUGAACAAAGGGGGGGGGGGGUCAAACGUAACAGUCAGUAUCUGGUGUGGCCACCAGCUGCAUUAAGUAUUGCAGUGCAUCUCCUCCUCAUGGACUGUACCAGAUUUGCAAGUUCUUGCUGUGAGAUGUUACCCCACUCUUCCACCAAGGCACCUGCAAGUUCCUGGACAUUUCUGGGGGGAAUGGCCCUCACCCUCCAAUCCAACAGGUCCCAGACGUACUCAAUGGGAUUGAGAUCCGGGCUCUUCGCUGGCCAUGGCAGAACACUGACAUUCCUGUCUUGCAGGAAAUCACGCACAGAAUGAGCAGUAUGGCUGGUGGCAUUGUCAUGCUGGAGGGUCAUGUCAGGAUGAGCCUGCAGGAAGGGUACCACAUGAGGGAGGAGGAUGUCUUCCCUUUAACGCACAGCAUUGAGAUUGCCUGCAAUGACAACAAGCUCAGUCCGAUGAUGCUGUGACCGUCCACCUCCAAAUAGAUCCCACUCCAGAGUACAGGCCUCGGUGUAACGCUCAUUCCUUUGACAAUAAAUGCGAAUCCGACCAUCACCCCUGGUGAGACAAAACCGCGACUCAUUAGUGAAGAGCACUUUUUGCCAGUCCUGUCUGGUCCAGCGACAUGGGUUUGUGCCCAUAGGCGACGUUGUUGCCGGUGAUGUCUGGUGGGACCUGCCUUACAACAGUCCUACAAGCCCUCAGUCCAACCUCUCUCAGCCUAUUGUGGACAGUCUGAGCAUUGAUGGAGGGAUUGUGCGUUCCUGGUGUAACUCGGGCAGUUGUUGCCAUCCUGUACCUGUCCCGCAGGUGUGAUGUUUGGAUGUACCGAUCCUAUGCAGGUGUUGUUACACGUGGUCUGCCACUGCAAAGACGAUCAGCUGUCCGUUCUGUCUCCCUGUAGUGCUGUCUUAGGCAUCUCACAGUACGGACAUUGCAAUUCAUUGCCCUGGCCACAUCUGCAGUCCUCAUCCCUCCUUGCAGCAUGCCUAUGGCACUUUUACGCAGAUGAUCAGGGACCCUGGGCAUCUUUCUUUUGGUGUUUUUGAGACCGUAGAAAGGCCUCGUGUCCUAAGUUUUCAUAACUGUGACCUUAAUUGCCUACCGUCUGUAAGCUGUUAGUGUCUUAACGACCGUUCUACAGGUGCUUGUUCAUUAAUUGUUUGGGUCAUUGAACAUGCAUGGGAAACAGUGUUUAAACCCUUUACAAUGAAGAUCUGUGAAGUAAUUCGUAAAAAUCCAAAUAAUCUUUGAAAAACAGAGUCUUGAAAUGGGCCGUUUGUUUUUUUUGCUGAGUUUAUAUACUUAACAGUCACAAGUUGCGGAGCUUUCUGUAAGUCUUUUUACAUUUUUUAUUGUGAGGUAGUUGCGUCUGGAUUACUUUUGAUAGUAUACACUGAGUUUACAAAACACAACACCUGCUCUUUCCAUGACAUAGACUGGUGAAUCCAGGUGAAAGCUAUGCCCCGACAAAUUGAGGCUGUUCUGAGGGCAAAAGGAGUGGGGUGCAACUCGAUAUUAGGAAAGUGUUCUUAAUGUUUUGUACACUCGGUGUAUAUUUGAUUCUUGACUGGAAGUUGGCGUUUUGGGUAUUUUGGUCUUGGCGGGAAAGUGGUUAACCUGCCUAGGACUGUAUUUUGAGUUUAGGUUAUAAACAUUAUCCACUGCACAGGACAGUACACAAUGUUACAGUUCACGCCUUGAAUAGGUGGGUUGUGAUACUUUCUGAAGUAUAAAUUCAACAAAAUAGCCUAAAAUCAUUGCAUCCUUUUUAUUUCUUGCUUCUUGUGUUUUUAGAAAACGGGUGUUUUUAAGGAUUCUAAAUUUGAAUAAUUUAGUUUGCUUUCUUAAUUUAUUGUCCUGUGUCAAUGACAUUUUCAAAGGGACAAGCCUUAACCAUAUGUAGUUGUCUGUCAAACUAGCCACCAGGUAGGGUCCCUGGCCUCCAGAAGUCUGGGGAAAUGGCAAACGAUUACUCUUACAAACUCUAGUGCGAAACUAAGAAAAAUCAACUGUCAUUCCAAGUUUGUAUUAUUUUGUGUGAUGUACUACUAGGGUUUUAAUUGGACAGGAACACGGAGGGACGUUCAGGUUCCCCCACCUAUUUUGGUUGAAAAACCUGUGACAUUUGAAUAGAUUUUAGUGAUGAUCUAAAUUAAUACAUUUUUGGGAAAAGCAGCAUUCCCAAUUCCAUUUUGUGCUCGGUAUCAUAUUGAAGGGAUCGUUUACACAAUGAAAUGCAGAUUUUAAUAGAUAAUCACUCAAUGUUUUUUUUGGUCAUCACUGCAUCAUGUCCUGCAGGCCUUUUUUUUAUAUAGACUUUGAAACCUGCUGUAACCCUCAAACCAAAGUGUCAUCGGCAUCAUGUUUGUAUCUGAUGUUUAGGAUUAGAAACUCACUUUUCAUUCUUCAAGUUCUAAACUUGAAGAGUAUUUGUAUUUAUGGAACUAGUUCUUGUAUACCACAUUUUGUACUCCAAAAAUAAAACCUUUAAAUGGUA
Molecule: messenger RNA, 6200 nt
Organism: Oncorhynchus kisutch (coho salmon)
Lineage: Eukaryota; Metazoa; Chordata; Actinopteri; Salmoniformes; Salmonidae
Product: polyhomeotic-like protein 2
Exons: 14
Coding region: 155-2707 (850 amino acids)
Biological process (GO): negative regulation of DNA-templated transcription
Cellular component (GO): nucleus; PRC1 complex
Molecular function (GO): histone binding; zinc ion binding; chromatin binding
Source: RefSeq, a predicted model, not a curated record